CUCCAGCAACACUGUGAGAGAAAUGAGGGGAGUCUGGAGUUAUGGAAACAAGGAGGACUCGAUAGAGAAAGUUUCUUCUAGGAUUUGGGAACUGUUGAUGGCGCUUGGAAUUGGACAACCAAUUCAGGAGAAAGUGUUGCUACGUUCGAAUUCCGAACAGCACCGGUGAAAUCAUUUCUUUCUGCGGGCCUGUGUUUGGAAGUAGAUAACAGCGGAGUAGUAACUAUAUUGUGGCGAGGAAUUCCACCGCUCAUUCCGGGAACCUGAGGACGCACGAAGUUUAGUUUAGAACCUGUUGCUUGCGUGCACUUUGGAUACUAAUUUACUGACUGUGCACAAUCUGCUCGGUUCUAAGUGUGGCCUAUCAAGGACUGGAAAGUUAGAUUUGAUUUCAUCUCAUUGAGGAUUGUAGCCUAGCCUACUAUCGCGGAGCAAGUUGUAAGCUUCCAUCAAGUGCCAUGCAUGGCACCUUAUUAUCAAAUAUGAGGGAUCGGGAAAGUGUCAGAUUCAAGACAACAGCAUGAAGACAUAGACACAAAAUAACGUCAAUGCUUUCACACAAGUGGGGAAAAAACAUCACUCAAAAUAUUGAAUGCAAUUUCGCUCAAACAUGAGUUCUUCCGGCGGCAGAAAGGUAGAUAGGCUAUAUGUCGGCGUGUUUGACUUAUUUCAAUGGAACUGAAAUUCGGAAAAUAAUUUUAAGUAAUUUUCCCCAGGAACGAAUUGUUCAUCUUGCUUCAUCUUGCGACACGUUGUAAAAAUAGCGUGCACGUUGGGAGUUACGAUGCUGGUCUCUUGGGUCACAUUUAUUCAAGCGUUCCUAAUACUGCUGGUGAAAGGAGCCGACCAAUGGAGCCUCCGGGAGUCCUCUAACUGCGAGCUAAAACGGAAACAAAGUGAUCUGAACUCUUUCCUGUGGACCAUCAAACGUAACCCUCCGUCCUACUUCUACGGCACGAUCCACGUCCCUUACACGCGCGUCUGGGACUUCAUCCCAGAGAACUCCAAGAAGGCUUUCCAGGAGAGUAACAUGGUUUACUUGGAGCUGGACCUGACGGACCCCUACACCAUCUCAGCCCUGACCAGCUGCCAGCUCCUCCCCCAGGGGGGAACCCUACAGGACGUUCUACCCAGAGACAUCUACAGACGCCUCAAGAGGCACUUGGAGUACGUCAAGCUCAUGAUGCCGUUCUGGAUGACUCCUGACCAGAGGGGUAAAGGCCUCUACGCUGACUACCUGUUUAAUGCGAUAGCGGGGAACUGGGAGAGGAAGAGGCCUGUGUGGGUGAUGUUGAUGGUGAACUCGUUGACGGAGGCGGACAUUAAGACGAGGGGGGUCCCGGUGUUGGAUCUGUACCUGGCCCAGGAGGCAGAGAGGAUGAGGAAGAGGACAGGAGCUGUGGAGAAGGUGGAGGAGCAGUGUCACCCGCUCAACGGACUCAACUUCUCUCAGGUGAUCUUUGCCCUGAACCAGACCCUUGUACAGCAGGAGAGUGUGAGAGCAGGCAGUCUGCAGGGCUCCUAUACCACUGAGGACCUCAUCAAGCACUACAACUGUGGAGACCUCAACUCCAUCAUCUUUAACCACGACACCUCUCAGGUCCCCAACUUCAACAACGUGACCCUGCGCCCCAGCGAACAGAUAACGGCCCAGGAGAUAGACAGCUACUUCAGACAGGAACUGAUCUACAAGAGGAACGACAGGAUGGGGAACAGGGUUAAGACUCUGAUGGAAGAGCACCCUGACAACAGCUUCUUCUUCGCCUUCGGAGCAGGUCACUUCCUGGGCAACAACACAGUGAUUGAUGUGCUGAGGAGUCAGGGCUAUGAAGUGGAGCACACUCCUGCAGGGCAGCCCAUUAACAGUCGAUCGAUAUCGGCCCCCGACCAGACGGGUCAUUCUCUGGGUCACAACCUGGAUGAGUCCCCUUACCUGGAGCCGUUCCUCCACGAGCUUCAUGAUGAGGAGCAACAGCACCCUCUGCAGGACAACCCACUACCCAACAUACCUCGUCACUCCCCCAGCCUGGAGCUGAUGGACAAGAUGGACCGCAAGCUGAAGAAGAAACGCCGUAACAAACAGAGGAAACAUCAGAGAAACGGACAGUUUAAUGACCUCUGGGUUCGCAUCGAAGAGAGCACCACAGUCGAGUCCCCUCCUCCUCCGCUGGUCCGUCUUAUUAAUGGUUACAUCACCGUACGGCCUCACCACCACGACCACGAGAGAGGCCACGCCCACGCCAGAGCCAAUUACAACAGGUUGUUUUCAGGCUCCUCCGCCUCUACGCCCUUGUGUGUCUUCUGGUUACUUUUUACAGUGUUGGGUCACAUCUGGACUCUCUAGUAGCAGGUCUGUACAGGAGGUUACUGGUUCAAAACCCUCCUGCUAACAUCUGGACUCUCUAGUAGCAGAUCUGUACAGGAGGUUACUGGUUCAAAACCCUCCUGCUAAUAUCUGGACUCUCUAGUAGCAGGUAUGUACAGGAGGUUACUGGUUUAAAACCCUCCUGCUAACAUCUGGACUCUCUAGUAGCAGGUGUGUACAGGAGGUUACUGGUUCAAAACCCUCCUGCUAACAUCUGGACUGUCUAAUACCAGAUCUGUAAAGGAGGUUGUUGGUUUAAAAUCCUCCUGCUAACAUCUGGACUCUAGUAGCAGCUCUGGUCUAAAGCACGAGGUUAUUGGUUCAAAUCCCUCCUGCUCACAAUGAAUCAUCUAUUUCAACACACAUUGGGGGCGAAUCCAAACUUUCCCUUACGUCAAAUUUUCAGCUAAUCAUGCAUUGAUGUCGAGUGACAAUGUGACUUAAAGGAAUACAUCAGGAUUUGGGCAAUUAAGCCAUUUAUGUACUUUCCCAGAGUCAGAUAAACUCAUGGAUACAAUUUGUAUGUCUCUGCAUCUAGUAUGAAGAAAUGUACAGGUAGUUUCGCGAGCCAAUGCUAACUAGCGUUAGCGCAAUGACUGGAAGUCUAUGUUAUCUACUAGCAUGAAAUUGCGCUAACGCUAAUUAGCGACUUCCUUCAAACUUCCCUCAGGGGCAUGAAAAUGGUGUCCACAAGUUCAUCUGACUCUGGAGAAGUAGAUAAAGGGCUUCAUUGCCAAAAUCCUGCAGCAUCCCUUUAAUGGAAGUUAGGAUUUGUCCAAAUCCAUCUCGACUGGAUCUUUUACGUGUUUAUUAUUUCAAAUGUUUUUUAGUUUGUUUUCGUUUUACAGCAGCAAUGUAUUAUAAUAACCCAAACGGCUCUUACUCUGACAAGAUUGUUUUCUUCCAACCCCUUUAAUGAAUUUAUUCUUCACUUUUUGAAGAAUGUGUUUUGUAUCGCAUAAUACUGUGGGAAUUGUAUAUAUCUACAUAUUAUAGAUUGUAUUUUAGAAAUAUGACAUUUUGAAUGGUUGAAUGUGUUUUGUUUAUUGUUGUCGUUUAUAAAUAGAUACAGUAUAUUUUCUAGACUAAACUGGUACUAACCACCAUAACCCGUAUUUGACAGCCUGGUUCCCGAUCUGUUUGUGCUGUCUUGGCAUUGACCAUCGGGCAGGGGUAUUGAAAUCCGAGCCUGGAGGUCCAUAAUACUGCUGGUUUUAUGUUCCACCUGAAAAUUUAUUUCAUCCACCUGGUGCCCCAGGUCUAAAUCGGUCCUUGAUUUAGAGGCAAUCAGCAGUCCAACUGGCUUCAAGGUCAAUGUUUUGAAUUGGCUAUGUUAUAGGAGUUGGCAAGACAGCACAAAUAUACCUGGAACCAGGCUACAUAUCUCCUCUAGGUUGUAAUGUGACGUCUGAGAGAAACGAUCCAAACCAGUGUUAUCUGUUGUCUGAGAGAAACGAUCCAAACCAGUGUUAUCUGUUGUCUGGGAGAAACGAUCCAAACCAGUGUUAUCUAGGGCUUGUUGUCUGGGAGAAACGAUCCAAACCAGUAUUACCUACGGCUUGUAGUCUGGGAGAAACGAUCCAAACCAGUGUUAUCUAGGGCUGGAGUCGGAGAGAAACUAUCCAAACCAGUGUUAUCUAUGGCUUGUUGUCUGGGAGAAACGAUCCAAACCAGUGUUAUCUGUUGUCUGGGAGAAACGAUCCAAACCAGUGUUAUCUAUGGCUUGUUGUCUGAGAGAAACGAUCCAAACCAGUAUUAUCUAGGGCUUGUUGUCUGGGAGAAACGAUCCAAACCAGUGUUAUCUAGGGCUUGUUGUCUGGGAGAAACGAUCCAAACCAGUAUUAUCUACGGCUUGUAGUCUGGGAGAAACGAUCCAAACCAGUAUUAUCUACGGCUUGUUGUCGGAGAGAAACUAUCCAAACCAGUGUUAUCUGUUGUCUGGGAGAAACGAUCCAAACCAGUGUUAUCUAUGGCUGGUUGUCUGAGAGAAACGAUCCAAACCAGUGUUAUCUAGGGCUUGUUGUCUGGGAGAAACGAUCCAAACCAGUGUUAUCUGUUGUCUGGGAGAAACGAUCCAAACCAGUGUUAUCUGUUGUCUGGGAGAAACGAUCCAAACCAGUGUUAUCUAGGGCUUGUUGUCUGGGAGAAACGAUCCAAACCAGUAUUAUCUACGGCUUGUAGUCUGGGAGAAACGAUCCAAACCAGUGUUAUCUAGGUCUGGAGUCGGAGAGAAACGAUCCAAACCAGUAUUAUCUAUGGCUUGUAGUCUGGGAGAAACGAUCCAAACCAGUAUUAUCUAUGGCUUGUAGUCUGGGAGAAACGAUCCAAACCAGUAUUAUCUAUGGCUUGUAGUCUGGGAGAAACGAUCCAAACCAGUGUUAUCUAGGGCUGGAGUCGGAGAGAAACGAUCCAAACCAGUGUUAUCUAGGGCUGGAGUCGGAGAGAAACGAUCCAAACCAGUAUUAUCUAUGGCUUGUAGUCUGGGAGAAACGAUCCAAACCAGUAUUAUCUAUGGCUUGUAGUCUGAGAGAAACGAUCCAAACCAGUAUUAUCUAGGGCUUGUUGUCUGGGAGAAACGAUCCAAACCAGUGUUAUCUAGGGCUUGUUGUCUGGGAGAAACGAUCCAAACCAGUAUUAUCUACGGCUUGUAGUCUGGGAGAAACGAUCCAAACCAGUAUUAUCUACGGCUUGUUGUCGGAGAGAAACUAUCCAAACCAGUGUUAUCUGUUGUCUGGGAGAAACGAUCCAAACCAGUGUUAUCUAUGGCUGGUUGUCUGAGAGAAACGAUCCAAACCAGUGUUAUCUAGGGCUUGUUGUCUGGGAGAAACGAUCCAAACCAGUGUUAUCUGUUGUCUGGGAGAAACGAUCCAAACCAGUGUUAUCUGUUGUCUGGGAGAAACGAUCCAAACCAGUGUUAUCUAGGGCUUGUUGUCUGGGAGAAACGAUCCAAACCAGUAUUAUCUACGGCUUGUAGUCUGGGAGAAACGAUCCAAACCAGUGUUAUCUAGGUCUGGAGUCGGAGAGAAACGAUCCAAACCAGUAUUAUCUAUGGCUUGUAGUCUGGGAGAAACGAUCCAAACCAGUAUUAUCUAUGGCUUGUAGUCUGGGAGAAACGAUCCAAACCAGUAUUAUCUAUGGCUUGUAGUCUGGGAGAAACGAUCCAAACCAGUGUUAUCUAGGGCUGGAGUCGGAGAGAAACGAUCCAAACCAGUGUUAUCUAGGGCUGGAGUCGGAGAGAAACGAUCCAAACCAGUAUUAUCUAUGGCUUGUAGUCUGGGAGAAACGAUCCAAACCAGUAUUAUCUAUGGCUUGUAGUCUGGGAGAAACGAUCCAAACCAGUAUUAUCUAUGGCUUGUAGUCUGGGAGAAACGAUCCAAACCAGUAUUAUCUAUGGCUUGUAGUCUGGGAGAAACGAUCCAAACCAGUGUUAUCUAUGGCUUGUAGUCUGGGAGAAACGAUCCAAACCAGUAUUAUCUAUGGCUUGUAGUCUGGGAGAAACGAUACAAACCAGUAUUAUCUAUGGCUUGUAGUCUGGGAGAAACGAUCCAAACCAGUAUUAUCUAUGGCUUGUAGUCUGGGAGAAACGAUCCAAACCAGUGUUAUCUAUGGCUUGUAGUCUGGGAGAAACGAUCCAAACCAGUGUUAUCUAUGGCUUGUAGUCUGGGAGAAACGAUCCAAACCAGUAUUAUCUAUGGCUUGUAGUCUGGGAGAAACGAUCCAAACCAGUGUUAUCUAUGGCUUGUAGUCUGGGAGAAACGAUCCAAACCAGUGUUAUCUAGGGCUUGUAGUCUGGGAGAAACGAUCCAAACCAGUGUUAUCUGUUGUCUGGGAGAAACGAUCCAAACCAGUGUUAUCUGUUGUCUGGGAGAAACGAUCCAAACCAGUGUUAUCUGUUGUCUGGGAGAAACGAUCCAAACCAGUGUUAUCUGUUGUCUGGGAGAAACGAUCCAAACCAGUGUUAUCUGUUGUCUGGGAGAAACGAUCCAAACCAGUGUUAUCUGUAGUCUGGGAGAAACGAUCCAAACCAGUGUUAUCUAUGGCUUGUUGUCUGAGAGAAACGAUCCAAACCAGUGUUAUCUAGGGCUGGAGUCGGAGAGAAACGAUCCAAACCAGUGUUAUCUAUGGCUUGUAGUCUGGGAGAAACGAUCCAAACCAGUGUUAUCUGUAGUCUGGGAGAAACGAUCCAAACCAGUGUUAUCUGUAGUCUGGGAGAAACGAUCCAAACCAGUAUUAUCUGUAGUCUGGGAGAAACGAUCCAAACCAGUGUUAUCUGUAGUCUGGGAGAAACGAUCCAAACCAGUGUUAUCUGUAGUCUGGGAGAAACGAUCCAAACCAGUGUUAUCUGUAGUCUGGGAGAAACGAUCCAAACCAGUGUUAUCUGUAGUCUGGGAGAAACGAUCCAAACCAGUAUUAUCUAGGGCUGGUUGAUUGUCUAUCGUAUGCUGAGAGAAUUAUGUUUUGAUAUUUUUACAUCAUGUGUUUAAUUUAUUUAACUUUAUAGUUGUAGGUAAUCUAAACAUGUCUUGUGAUUGUUGUUGUUCAACCCCAAUGUGAUUUUGUUCAUUCUCUCUCCAGCCUCCCAGUCAGCCUAAAGGCUGGUUUAUAUUCGAUCAAACAACAUGUCUAUAGACUACUAGAAUGUGACGUGUCCACAGACCGUCUUUAGACCGACAGUAAAUCAACCUUAAGUUUGGAUCAUGUACUACUGUAUAGCAGCAGAUUGAUGAAAUGAGUUGUAUCCAGUUGUAGCUCACUGAAAUGAGUUGUAUCCUGUUGUAGCUCACUGAAAUGAGUUGUAUCCUGUUGUAGCUCACUGAAAUGAGCUCUAUAAGGUUGUAGCUCACUGAAAUGAGUUGUAUCCUGUUGUAGCUCACUGAAAUGAUCUCUAUAAGGUUGUAGCUCACUGAAAUGAGUUGUAUCCUGUUGUAGCUCACUGAAAUGAGUUGUAUCCUGUUGUAGCUCACUGAAAUGAGCUCUAUAAGGUUGUAGCUCACUGAAAUGAGUUGUAUCUUGUUGUAGCUCACAGAAAUGAGCUCUAUAAGGUUGUAGCUCACUGAAAUGAGUUGUAUCCUGUUGUAGCUCACUGAAAUGAGCUCUAUAAGGUUGUAGCUCACUGAAAUGAGUUGUAUCCUGUUGUAGCUCACUGAAAUGAGCUCUAUAAGGUUGUAGCUCACUGAAAUGAGUUGUAUCCUGUUGUAGCUCACUGAAAUGAGCUCUAUAAGGUUGAAGCUCACUGAAAUGAGUUGUAUCCUGUUGUAGCUCACUGAAAUGAUCUCUAUAAGGUUGUAGCUCACUGAAAUGAGUUGUAUCCUGUUGUAGCUCACUGAAAUGAUCUCUAUAAGUUUGUAGCUCACUGAAAUGAGUUGUAUCCUGUUGUAGCUCACUGAAAUGAGCUCUAUAAGGUUGUAGCUCACUGAAAUGAGUUGUAUCCUGUUGUAGCUCACUGAAAUGAGUUGUAUCCUGUUGUAGCUCACUGAAAUGAGUUGUAUCCUGUUGUAGCUCACUGAAAUAAAAAAUUUGAGAACAAUAAAAUAUUUAUCCAGUUCAA
Messenger RNA from Oncorhynchus kisutch (coho salmon), 7913 nucleotides. It is a transcript of the gene trabd2a, whose product is annotated as TraB domain containing 2A. Gene Ontology annotation, biological process: negative regulation of Wnt signaling pathway. Gene Ontology annotation, molecular function: metalloendopeptidase activity. Gene Ontology annotation, cellular component: membrane. The transcript has 7 exons. Bases 785 to 2344 code for a protein of 519 amino acids. Lineage: Eukaryota; Metazoa; Chordata; Actinopteri; Salmoniformes; Salmonidae. The record is from RefSeq and is a predicted model, not a curated record.